AACAUCUAGUUUGGAUCUAGAGGUUGUUUCAUUGUCAUACAUUUCUAUGCAGCACCAUUUCUCACUUCAUGUUUCCCUUUACUUGUAGGCAUACAUUGAUCAAUCUUGAAGCACAAAAAUGGCUCUGUCUUCAAGUUUCAACCGCUCAAUAUAUUCAGAGGUUGAAGAGGUUGGAUGGGAACAUUUGGUAAGGUUGGGUGAAGACCUAACUUCUCUCAGCUUCCGCAUUUUAGAUAAAAAGGGACACAUGCAUACUAUGGAAAUAAGAUUGCCACCAAAUUAUCCCAAAUGUCCACCUUCAAUUUCGGCGGAUGUGCCUUACCUUUUUGAAUUGAAAUGGUCAACAAAAUCAAGGCUGAAAGAUGUUGUGCACCAGUUCCUUGAGGAAUUUUGGUCUACCUUGGAAAAUAUUGACAGAGUUCUCUGGGUUGUUGAUCCGAGACAACCAUCUCGUGCUACGUCAUAUCGUAAAAUCAACCUAGGGAAUGAUUGCUGCAUCGUGUUGUCUAUAAAUUCUUAUGACCCAAGGUCUUUACCAGAAUGUCGUUUUCUGGGUCCAGAUUCCAUAGUAGAUUCUAUGAGAAAGAAGUGGAGGAGCAAUGGAAAACGAUGGUAUGAAGGAGAAGGCACCAUUCUGCAAAACUUGCAAUAG
Molecule: messenger RNA, 652 nt
Organism: Telopea speciosissima
Lineage: Eukaryota; Viridiplantae; Streptophyta; Magnoliopsida; Proteales; Proteaceae
Product: E3 ubiquitin-protein ligase FANCL-like
Exons: 9
Coding region: 119-652 (177 amino acids)
Biological process (GO): interstrand cross-link repair; protein monoubiquitination
Cellular component (GO): nucleus; Fanconi anaemia nuclear complex
Molecular function (GO): ubiquitin protein ligase activity
Source: RefSeq, a predicted model, not a curated record